Haemorhous mexicanus (house finch) is the source of this 1607-nucleotide messenger RNA. Its product is annotated as ubiquitin-conjugating enzyme E2 E2. The coding region runs from base 296 to 901 and encodes 201 amino acids. Gene Ontology annotation, biological process: protein polyubiquitination. The transcript is spliced from 6 exons. The record is from RefSeq and is a predicted model, not a curated record. Gene Ontology annotation, molecular function: ubiquitin conjugating enzyme activity. NCBI's taxonomy places the organism in Eukaryota, Metazoa, Chordata, Aves, Passeriformes, Fringillidae. Gene Ontology annotation, cellular component: nucleus.
GCGCGCGCGCGCGCGGCAGCGGCUUCACUUCUCUCCGGGCAGCGGGGGCAGGAGCGGCGGCGGUGGGAGAAGCAGCGGCGGCUGUCGCUGCUGCUCGGGAGAGACGGCAAAGGGGAGAGGAAGCCGAGAGCGAGGAGCGCGGGACAGCGAGCUCAUGACUCAGUGAGCGGCUGCAGCCCCUUUCCAGCCCCGCGCCCGGCCGGAGUCGGGGCGACCGCGACGGAUUGUCCCGCAGCUUGUGCCCGGCACCAGCGAGAGAGAGAGACCUGCGCUCGCCUGCAGUGCAGCAUCUGCCAUGUCUACAGAGGGGCAGAGAGUGGAUGAUAGUCCAAGCACCAGUGGAGGCAGCUCUGAUGGAGAUCAGCGUGAAGGCGUUCAGCAGGAACAAGAAAGGGAGCAAGUUCAACCCAAGAAAAAAGAGGGAAAAAUAUCAAGCAAAACAGCUGCUAAAUUGUCAACUAGUGCUAAAAGAAUUCAGAAAGAACUUGCAGAAAUUACAUUAGACCCUCCUCCGAACUGUAGUGCUGGACCCAAAGGAGACAACAUUUAUGAAUGGAGGUCAACUAUACUGGGGCCUCCAGGGUCUGUAUAUGAAGGUGGAGUUUUCUUCCUUGACAUAACCUUUUCACCGGACUAUCCUUUUAAACCACCCAAGGUAACGUUCCGGACAAGGAUCUACCACUGCAACAUUAACAGCCAAGGCGUCAUCUGCCUGGACAUUUUAAAGGACAACUGGAGUCCAGCAUUGACCAUUUCUAAAGUUCUCCUCUCCAUCUGCUCCCUCCUCACAGACUGUAACCCCGCUGACCCCCUGGUUGGAAGCAUUGCCACUCAGUACAUGACUAACAGAGCAGAGCACGACAGAAUGGCCAGACAGUGGACCAAGCGAUACGCCACAUAGGAACCUCCUCUAGGAUUUGCUGGACCUGUGCAAGCACAUUCACUAAGUGCAUCAAUAGCCCUUCCCUUCAUUCUUAUUUUUUAUUAAAUCUUGAACCAUUUUGUGACAAAAGGUUGUCCUUACUUCCUAUUUUUUCUUGUUUUGUUUCAUUUUGGUUUAUUUUUAUUUUUAUUUGUUCUGGGUUUUUUUUUUUUGUUCUGUUAACUUGAAAGUUGUUUCCCUCAAAUGUAGACAGGGAAUUUUGGUUAUCAGUGCAAAGAAUGUUGGAUCUGUAAUAGUAUAGAGCUUUAUCAGAAAGCUUUGUAUUAAUGUGUGGGGUUGGUUUUUUUUUUUUUUCUUUCAUGUGGUUUUGGGGAAAACAAACAAAUUCAGAAUUAUAUCUCAUUUCUACUUAAAUGUAGUGUUUAGGGUUAUUUUUUUGUACUGAAGUCUUUAAUGGUGGGUGCAUGCUACUGGGAACAAGUUUUGUAUAAAAGCUUAAAAUCAAGAAUCACUGUGCAUUACUAAGACUGUGUUUAUCACUAGCCUUCUGUUUCCCACACAAAAGGCUAUUGCAUUGAACAAAUUAAUAUGUAUUUUGAUUUACUUAAAAAACAAAAAAAAAAAGUGCUUGUAAAUUUCUUAGGGACCUGCCACUUUUGACUGUGGAUCAGUUGAUGUACACUUGUAUUAUUAAAGCACUCAAUAAAACACUGUGGCUGAUAAA